Pseudoliparis swirei is the source of this 2112-nucleotide messenger RNA. RefSeq names its product fibrinogen gamma chain (gene fgg). NCBI's taxonomy places the organism in Eukaryota, Metazoa, Chordata, Actinopteri, Perciformes, Liparidae. The record is from RefSeq and is a predicted model, not a curated record. The coding region runs from base 48 to 1337 and encodes 429 amino acids. Gene Ontology annotation, cellular component: fibrinogen complex. Gene Ontology annotation, biological process: platelet activation; blood coagulation; protein polymerization. Gene Ontology annotation, molecular function: signaling receptor binding. The transcript is spliced from 9 exons.
UGUCAUUCUCCAAAGAAGACCAGAUCCCGACUGGUCGCCGCGGCAGCAUGGCUCCAUCCCUACUUGCAACGGCAGGAGGACUUCUGCUACUCCUCUCCCUCUCGUCGGCACAAACCAGAGGAGACAACAUCGCAGCAUGCACAAUACAUGACAGCUUUGGGACGUACUGCCCCACAACAUGUGGAGUGACUGACUACAUGCAUAGGUACAUGUCCGAGGUGGAUGAGGAUUUGGAAAGUAUGCAAAAGAAACUUGCCACGAUUGCCAACUUGACCCAAGGGGCCGAUCAAACCAUCGUCUACAUGAAAGAUUCGACUCUUAUGGCCCAAAAGAACACGCUGCCAGACCCGUAUCACAAAAGAUCCACAAGUAUCCUGGAGGACAUCGUUCGAUUUGAAAAGACCAGCAUCGCACAGGAGCAGCAAAUAUAUGAGCUUCAGAAUAUAAUUUCCUCCAAUGAGAAGAGGAUGUCCAACCUGAAGCAGCUCUCCAUUCAGCUGCAGCAUAGGUGCACCGAUUCCUGCAAAGAAUCGGUUGAUAUCCAACCCCUCACGGGAACAGAUUGCCAGGAUAUUGCAAACAAAGGAGGCAUCAUCAGCGGCCUUUAUUACGUGAAACCAGCAAAGGCCACUGAGCAGUUCCUGGUCUAUUGUGAGAUUGACGAGUUUAGACGCGGCUUUACAGUCAUACAGAGGAGACGCGACGGCAGCGAGGACUUCCACAAGGACUGGAUGCAGUACAAGAAUGGCUUCGGCCACCUCUCCCCGGGCGACACCACGGAGUUCUGGCUCGGCAACGAGAAGAUCCACCUCCUGACGGCCACCACCACCAUGCCCACCGUGCUGAGGAUAGAGCUCGUCGACUGGCAGGGCGCCAAAAAGUAUGCCGACUACACCAUGUUCCGCGUGGGCUCCGAGAGCGACAUGUACCGCCUGACGUACGGCUACUUCCUCGGCGGUGACGCGGGAGACGCUUUCGACGGCUUCGAUUUCGGCGACGAUCCCAGCGACAAGUUCUACACGUCUCACAACGGCAUGCAGUUCAGCACCGUGGACAAGGACAACGACAAGUACCAGGGCAGCUGCGCUCAGCAGGACGGCUCCGGCUGGUGGAUGAACAGAUGCCACGCGGCACAUUUGAACGGCAAAUACUACCAGGGUGGAACGUACACCGAAAAGGAUGCAGGUGAAUUUGGCUUCGACAACGGCAUCAUUUGGGUGACUUGGCACAACCGCUGGUACUCCCUGAAGGAGACCACCAUGAAGCUCAUUCCCCUCAGCCGCAUCACAGCGGGCGGUGGACAGCAGACGGGCGUGAAACAGUUCGGCGGCCUUUGAGUUGCCUCAAAAGUAGAGAAACCAGCUUGUGAUCUGUUCCGGCUGCAGUUGAGCUCAACGGCACCGAAACCGCCUUAAAGGGAGAGUUCGUCUCACAAUUCAAACAAUUUAAAAGUUUAUAUUUUUCCCCCUUUGCAUGUAGUGCUAUUUAUCAAUCCAGACCUAGUUUUUGGUGCUCACUACGUCAAGAUGUCUCUCGGCUUGAGGUGCUCAAAGUGCAAAUAAAUAAAUGUAUCGACUUUAUUUACUCAACGGCGAUGUCUCUUUCCAUAAAUCGUGACCUGGUCACUCCAGAUAAUCCACAGACGUUGUUGUGAGCAGUUUAAUGUAUGAAGUUCCAUGAAGCCGCUCACAACAAGGUCUGUAUAUUCAAAAGUAGCACCACCUGUAAGAGGAAGAAUAUCUAUAUGAAUUUGGGGUGAACUCUCCCUUUUUAAAUGAAAAUCUCCAUGGAUAGUUUCUGAUUUCAUGACUUGUGCAUGUUUUACUGAUCUGACGCAGAAGGACGCUGUUUGUCUUCAAGGUUGUUUUUAACACUAAAUCGUGUCUUUUCUUAAAGUGGUCAUUACUUCAUGGCCUUAGUUUGGACUCAGUGGACACAACCAGUUGAGUCCAUGUGGCACGCAGCUGACGGGAGACCAAAAUAACCAAGAACGCCACAAGACAUGUGACUGAAUUGACUCUGCGAAAAAUGUUGCCAUGUUGCACCAGCAACUGCAUAUACACCUGAAAAAUACAACAACUUUGAAAUAAAUAUCAUCUCAAAUGUAAAUAA